UGGAAUGUUGGGGCUUGCAUCCUGGCAACAAGCAGCAGCUCCUGGCUAUUGGGGUUUGGACCCUGGAGCUGUCAACAGCUCGUGAAUUUUGGGGCUUGGACCUUGCAAAGGCCAACGGCACUUUGAUAUUGUGCUAUUGACCCUGCAAAGGCCAAGAACCUUUGAAUAUUGGUGUUUACAUCUUGCAAAGGCCAAGGGCCUUUGGUCACUGGGGUUUAGACCCUAGAAAGGCCAAGGGCCUUUGGAUAUCGGGGUUUGAACCCUGCAAAGGCCAAGGGCCUUUGGAUCUUGGGGUUUGAACCCUGCCAAGGCCAAGGGCCUUUGGUCACUGGGGUUUAAGCCCUGCCAAGACCAAGGGCCUUUGGUCACUGGUAUUUUCUCGCUUCUUGUGGAAGGGGCAGAUGGAGACCCGGCGGGGAGCUCGAGGGCUUUCUCACCAGGGACGUUCCUCCAGAGCCCCUGAGGUGCUGGUAGACAACCGUGACAGCAUGGCCAAUUCCAACAUCUGCACCGACAAUCCUGGGAACAUCCUCUCAACUCAGACAUCCACUGACAAACAGCAUCCCUGUCAAUUGGUUCGGGAAGCUACAGAGAAUUGUGUGCGCAUGUGGCAACAAUUUGAUCAAAUGGAGGAGAGUACCCAGAGGAUCAGAGGCCAAUACCAGCUCAUAGACACUCUGCUAGAAGAAAUCAGAAGUGACUGUGCAAACCUUGAGAAGUCCAGGGAAAUGCUGCUGCAAUGCACUGGAAUCCCGGAGCCAGGAGCCUUGCGUCUGCACCAGCAGAACACCAAACAGCGGAAGGAAGCGUCAGCCCAGGAGGAAAAGGCAGAGCAGCAGGACUGGAUGGAGGUUUCCCAGGAGGAAGAGCCAUCGAGCUGCUCUCGGGAGCAGCUGAGCUGGGAAUCCUCUGACCAAGGGCACGCAGCAACCCAGGCAUGGAGAGAGGAGGAGCUGCUGGGCCAGAAGGCUGAGCUUGAGGGCCGACUGGCAGCCACAGAGUGGCUCCAACAAGACCUUUCCAGGCAGCUGGCAGAGACCAGGUCAGCAAAGGAGAGCCUGGAAUCCAAGCUGUUUGCUGCUCAGCAGCAGAUAGCUCAGCUGGAGAUGAGCAGGAAGCGUGUGGAGGCAGAGCUGCAAGCUGAGCUGCAGAAAGCUCACAGAGAAGUCCAGGCAGCACAGAGGAGGCACAAGGCAGAGCUGCAAGGCCUCAAAAAGGAAAUUAAUCUCGUCCUUGCCCAUAGAGAGGCUCUACAAAAGCAGGUGGCAGAGUUGACAUCUCAGCUGGCAGCCUGCCGAGAGUGCCAGGAAAAGACUGUGCAGAGAGCCCAGCAAGAUGUGAGGGAGGCCCAGCAAGAGUCCAGGCAGAAGCUCUCGGAGGUUGAGCAUGUCCAGAAGCUGCUGGAGGAGGCAGAACAUUGGAACAAGGAGCUGCAAGCACAUCUGGACUACUUGGAGAGCAAAUGGAUCCAGUGGGAAGAAGUGGCACAGCAGAAUUCAGAAUUGCAGGCUUCCGUCAAUGCCCUAGAGCGGGAAAAAGCCAGGCUGAUUCUGACUGUGGAGGAAAAGAACCUGUGCCUUAGAACACUGGAAGAACAGAACAUGGUGCUGAAAAAUUCUGUAUCUCAGUGUCAAUCUGCUCUUCAGGAGACAGAGCAGCUCUAUUCUGAGCAUAGAAGAGAAUUGAUGGCGCUCAACACCCGGGCCUGGGCCCUGCUGGAGGCAGUGAGGGAGAAGGCAGCUUGCCAAGAAACUCGAGAGAAGCAGCUGGCAACUGAGGCGUCUGAGCUGUGUGUGAGGCUCCAGAGCUCUGAGGAAAGAGCAGAGGCCAUGGCAACACAGUGUAAGGCCAUGGAGCUGGAGCUGCAGAAGACACGGGCUGAGAGAGACAAUCUCAGGGCUCGCAAUCAGGAACUGCUGAAACAGCUGGAGCAAUGUGAGAAAGAGUGGGUGCAGGCAGAAGCCAUGCACAUCUCUCGCCAAAUUCUCCUGGACAAAGAAGCCACGGAAAGGCAGGAAGAGGCUGUGACUCUUCGUCAGGAAGUGGCAUCUCUGAAGAGGAAAUUGGAAAACCUGGAGAAGGAAAGGAAGGAUGUGCUGCAUGAACAGGAAUUGUACCAGCAGCACAUGAGAUACCUGGAAAAGGAGAAUGAAAUGCCUGCACCUGAGAUGCCAAAUGAUGAGGAAAAUACUCAAGAAUUGGAAGUGGAGAGGGAAGACAUGCCAGAGGAGUUGGAGCAUGGGGCUGCUGCUUUGAAGAAAUUAAGAGACAACACUCAAGUACUGAGUGCUGCACUGAACAAGAGUGACAUUGCCAAAGGGGCUCUGAAGAAACGCUUGGACAUCCUGAAAGGAAAGAUCCAGGCAGGCAGAGGCAUUGGCUUUCAGUCCAGUCCAGUGUCCCUGAAUUAUUCCAGUGGUGUUUCCCAUGAAGAGGUUUCCCAGGAGGAGGAGUCAUCGAGCUGGUCUCUGGAGCAGCUGAGCUGGGAAUCCUCUGACCAAGGGCACGCAGCAGCCCAGGCAUGCAGAGAGGAGGAGCUGCUGGGCCAGAAGGCUGAGCUUGAGGGCCGACUGGCAGCCACAGAGUGGCUCCAACAAGACCUUUCCAGGCAGCUGGCAGAGACCAGGUCAGCAAAGGAGAGCCUGGAAUCCAGGCUGUUUGCUGCUCAGCAGCAGAUAGCUCAGCUGGAGAUGAGCAGGAAGCGUGUGGAGGCAGAGCUGCAAGCUGAGCUGCAGGAAGCUCGCAGUGAAGUCCAGGCAGCACAGAGGAGGCACAAGGAAGAGCUGCAAGGCCUCAAACAGGAAAUUAAUCUCGUCCUUGCCUAUAGAGAGGCUCUACAAAAGCAGGUGGCAGAGUUGACAUCUCAGCUGGCAGCCUGCCGAGAGUGCCAGGAAAAGACUGUGCAGAGAGCCCAGCAAGAUGUGAGGGAGGCCCAGCAAGAGUCCAGGCAGAAGCUCUCAGAGGUUGAGCAUGUCCAGAAGCUGCUGGAGGAGGCAGAACAUCGGAACAAGGAGCUGCAAGUGCAUCCUGAGUAUUUGGAGAGCAAAUGGAUCCAGUGGGAAGAAAUGGCACGGCAGAAUUCAGAAUUGCAGGCUUCCGUCAAUGCCCUAGAGAGGGAAAAAGCCAGGCUGAUUCUGACUGUGGAGGAAAAGAACCUGUGCCUUAGAACACUGGAAGAACAGAACAUGGUGCUGAAAAAUUCUGUAUCUCAGUGUCAAUCUGCUCUUCAGGAGACAGAGCAGCUCUAUUCUGAGCAUAGAAGAGAAUUGAUGGCGCUCAACACCCGGGCCUGGGCCCUGCUGGAGGCAGUGAGGGAGAAGGCAGCUUGCCAAGAAACUCGAGAGAAGCAGCUGGCAACUGAGGCGUCUGAGCUGUGUGUGAGGCUCCAGAGCUCUGAGGAAAGAGCAGAGGCCAUUGCCUCACAGUGUAAGGCCAUGGAGCUGGAGCUGAGGAAGAGACAGGCUGAGAGAGACAAUCUCAGGGCUCGCAAUAAGGAGCUGCUGAAACAGCUGGAGCAAACAAUGUUGAGGGCAGAACACCUGAAAAUCUCUCUGGAAUGUUCCCAGAAGAAAGACACCAUUGCCCAAAAGGAAGAGGAUGUGAUUCUUCGUCACUCUCUGCAGAAGAAACUGGAAAACCUGGAGAAGGAAAGGAACCAUGUUCAGCAUGAACAGGAAUUGUACCAGCAGCACAUGAGAUAUCUGGAAAAGGAGAAUGAAAUGCAUGAAGCUGACAUGCAAAGUCAAAAGGAACAAAUGCAACAACUGGGCACUGAAAAGGAAACCAAGCUGGAGGAGUGGGAGCAUGGGGCUGCUGCUUUGCAGAAAUGGAGGGAGUAUGCUCAGAUACUGAGUGCUGCACUGAACAAGAGUGAAAUUGCCAAAGGGGCUCUGAAGAAACGCUUAGACAUCCUGAAAGGAAAGAUCCAGGCAGGCAGAGGCAUUGACUUUCAGUCCAUUCCAGUGCCCCUGAAUUAUUCCAGUGGUUUCCCAGGAGGAGGAGUCAUCGAGCUGGUCUCUGGAGCACCUUAG
Passer domesticus (house sparrow) is the source of this 4031-nucleotide messenger RNA. RefSeq names its product myosin-1-like. The coding region runs from base 402 to 4031 and encodes 1209 amino acids. The record is from RefSeq and is a predicted model, not a curated record. The transcript has 19 exons. NCBI's taxonomy places the organism in Eukaryota, Metazoa, Chordata, Aves, Passeriformes, Passeridae.